This is a messenger RNA of Pseudophryne corroboree (corroboree frog), 969 nucleotides long. RefSeq names its product vomeronasal type-1 receptor 96-like. Lineage: Eukaryota; Metazoa; Chordata; Amphibia; Anura; Myobatrachidae. The transcript has a single exon. Gene Ontology annotation, molecular function: pheromone receptor activity. Gene Ontology annotation, biological process: G protein-coupled receptor signaling pathway. The coding region runs from base 1 to 969 and encodes 322 amino acids. Gene Ontology annotation, cellular component: membrane. The record is from RefSeq and is a predicted model, not a curated record.
AUGCUAUUAACUGCCCCAGAUAUUUUUUCUCUUACUAUUUAUUUUGCUGCUCUUUUUGGAACUGUUGCAAACUUGGUCCUCAUCUUCGCCUUUGUCAGCAACGCCAUCAGAAACAAGGUGUUGCAGCCUCUGGACAAAAUCAUCGUCAACAUGGCAGUGGUCAACCUUCUGCUGUGUUUCUACAAGGAGAUCCCUGGACUGCUCGUGUUCUUCAACGCCAAAGUGUUUGGAACUACAGGCUGCAGGAUCCUCCUCUAUUUCUAUCACACCCUCAGGCUGGUCAGCAUCUGGUCUGUGGAGAACCUGAGUUUCCUCCACCUCAUUAAGAUAAGGAGACCUGGACAUUGCUGGUCGAAGUUCAUCCACCGGCACCAAGCGCAGUAUGUCAGCUGGUCGCUUGCUGGCUGCUGGGCCUUCAGCAUCACUUUCCAUAUACCGUACCUGCUGUACAAAGACUCGGAGGCUCAUAAUAGGAGUAACAUGAUGAUGACAAGCACCAACUGCAUUGGACCAUCCCAAAGUGUAAUUGUGAGAGUCAUUACUUAUGCCACGGUGAGCGUGGACUUCUUGGUGAUAGUACUGGUGGUUCUCUUAAAUGGGUUUACAAUAGACCUGCUCAUUAGGCACCGGAGACAAGUCCGGGACACACUGACCAUCAAACGGGGCUGGAACAAGCACACAGCUCAGGCUACCAAGAUACUGCUGUCUCUCCUCCUUCUCUACGUUAUCUGUUGGAUCUCCAGUGAUGUGGUGUGGAUAGCUAUAGUCUCUGGGCUUAUGGGAGACGAUUACGACGGGGACAUGCUCUCGGCUCUUUAUGGCAUCCUGUCCUCUGUAUACUACUCGGUCAGCUCAUGCAUUAUGGUGUUCGGGUACAGACAAGUGAAGGAUUAUUUAGCUGAGGCUGCAAGUCGCUGCCACUUAAGACGAACACCAACAACUGUACAGAGGAUGCAACAAUUGCAAUAA